AUGGUGCAAAUUACCCCAAACAACCUUGGUUUCAGUCCGCAAGAAGAGCGAAAAUUGGUAUGGAAAAUAGAUCUUCGCUUGAUCCCUAUUUUGGGACUUCUAUAUUUAAUAUCCUUCAUUGAUAGAGUCAACAUCGGUCAGGCAAAACUAGAUGGUAUUAUAGAUGAUUUGAAUCUGCAAGAUCACGAAUUUCAAAAUACAAACACAGUUUUCUUCGCCACAUAUGUAGCUUUUGAGACAUUUUCUAACCUCAUUAUAAAGCGCUAUAGUCCUAGACGCACUUUACCUACAAUGAUAACCGUUUGGGGAAUUAUAUUGGUGGCUCAAAGCUUUGUCAAAAAUUAUGGAGGUUUAAUUACUACUAGAGUUUUAUUGGGUGUGGCUGAGUCCGGUCUUUUCCCUGGUGCAAUCUAUAUCAUUUCUCUUUAUUAUCCUCGUCAGGAACAAGCUCUCAGAAUGGGAUUCUUAUUCUCAGCCUGUGUUCUGGCUGGUGCAUUUGGUGGUAUUCUUGCAUAUGGUCUAAGCCAAAUGCGUGGCAUUGGUGGUUUACCGGGAUGGGCUUGGAUAUUCUGUAUUGAAGGCUUAGCCUCAUUCGUCGUCGGUGUCUUCUCCUACUGGGCAGUAGUCGAUCUUCCAUCUGACGCUACAUUCUUGACUGAUCGACAAAGAGCCUUUGUCAUACAUCGAAUCAAGUAUGGCCAGGGAGCCUUAUCACUCGACGUCGAUUUCACUUGGGAUCAUGUAUUCUCUGCUCUACGCGAUUUCAAGAUGUACAUAUUCGCUGCACUGUACUUCAUGGCUUGUACAUUGUUGUAUAGUCUUGCAACAUUCAGCCCAACCAUUAUUAAAGAACUCGGUAGUUGGUCUACAGCACAAUCUCAGCUUUUAACAGUUCCACCAUACGCUGCAGGAUUCCUAGUAACAGUUGGAGCAGCAUACAUCAGCGAUCGUACUGGAAAACGCGGUAUCAUCAUUAUGAUCUCAGGUUUGGUAGCGAUGGUAGGAUAUAUUAUUAUCCAAGUCGUGCCAGAUAGCGCUCCAGGUGCAAAGUAUUUUGCUAUCUUCCUUUGUGUUAUGGGAUUCUCACCGGCUGCUGCCGUCAUUCUUGCCUGGGGCGUAGGCGGGCUCUUUUGGUCCAACUUACAAAAGGGAAAAUCUAAUGACCUUCUACGUAAUUCAGCAGGCAUUCUUUCUUCAUACCUUUAUCCAGAUUCUGGCAUACCAUACUUUAGGAUUGGACACUCUGUCUGCGCUGCGAUGGGUUUCUCUUUAUUCGUCGUAUCGUUUGUCAUGUAUUUCAUUCUCAAGCAUGAAAACAAAAAACGCGACGAGAAAUACGGUACGCUGGAGGAGAUAUAUACUAUAAUACAAGAAAACCCAUUAGCAGAAAUUGUUAACGAGAAAGGAUCGGAUGAGCUCACAACUAAUUUCUCAGCCAUCAGGAAUGAAUUCGUAGAUCUACCAGAUAUUCUUCUCGAGAGAUGGGGAUUUCAAGAUCAUUCAAGACAAGACAUUGCAAACUUAGGUGAUAAACAUCCGAUGUUUAGAUACUUGUGUUAA
Wallemia mellicola CBS 633.66 is the source of this 1560-nucleotide messenger RNA. Its product is annotated as transporter. The transcript has 14 exons. The record is from RefSeq and is a predicted model, not a curated record. Gene Ontology annotation, biological process: transmembrane transport. Gene Ontology annotation, cellular component: membrane. Gene Ontology annotation, molecular function: transmembrane transporter activity. The coding region runs from base 1 to 1560 and encodes 519 amino acids. NCBI's taxonomy places the organism in Eukaryota, Fungi, Basidiomycota, Wallemiomycetes, Wallemiales, Wallemiaceae.